AUGAGUUACAUAGUGGUGUCGGUCUUGAUACAAGUUUCACUUUGCCGCUUAAUACUGGCAGCCGUGCCACACAGUCAGGUAUGCUCAUAGUAAUAGGUAUUUGAAAGUUAGUCAUAACAAUAUUACCAAAUUUAUUAACGAAUGCACGUAGAUUUAAACCAUGUUUAGCUAGGGGUGUUUUCUUCCAGAUAACUGAGUUGAUAGAGCCACAGGGUACUAACCAGCUCAAUCUGUGAUGUACUGUACGGGUAACCAUUCUCAAUGAAUGAAAACUUUAUCACAUAAAUGUCAUAAUACUACACGGGUGAUAACCUUUGUGGAGUUUAAUAUGGAAUUGUGCAUGUAUACUAUACUAUACUAAUGAUAUUAUAUCGUAACUAGGAUUUUAGAUUUACCGACUCGACCCCAAUGGGGGGGAGGGGGCAAUAUUCCUCCACAAAAUGUUUCAUCUUCUAAGGGUUAGAGACCCAUUUCCUUCAUUCUGCAAACAGUGACAUAAUGACUAUCAUUUUAUAGUCGGGCGCCUCCCCCCCCCCCUCCCCUCGGUGUGACCACUAUGUGCUACCCUCCCUCUUGUGUUCACCCAACCCAGUGUUGAAUGAGUACAUUACGGACGUUUGCCAUGGAUACACAAGCUAACCUAAUUAAAGUAAUACAUAUACAUAGUUUAGAGUUGCAGCCUCUCAGUUUAACUUGUCAGAUCACUCAUAACCUGCAGUCAUUAUUUCCCACUCUUUCUCUAGAGUAAUUAUUCAAAAUGCGUGGAGGAAGUGCAAGAAUUUAACACAAAAUGUGAAAUUUUCGUGAAAGACACUAAUCGAGAUACAAAUAAUGUUUGUGAAAGUCAAAGCAAAACUAUGAUGUUGAAAUGUCAGAAUAUUAGAAUUAAUGGUGAGUAGUCUUAUUAUAAUAAAAGAGAAUUCUGAAAAUUCUUGUUGUAAUUGCUAUUUAAAAUGGUGUUCUAAGUAACCUAUAUUCUAUAUUAAGUCUAUUAACCCAUUAAAUGGCUGGCAAUGCGCCCUACUUUAUAAUUUUGCUCUGUCUCAUGCCAGACAAUUUUACUCAUCAAUGAGAGAGCGCUGCCACUCAAAGGGUUAAUGACUGCUUAAACCUUAACUUGACAUAUUGUUUUAGAGGAGUGCCAGAAAUGUUUCGAUACUUUGAACGCACUGGUCAAAGAUUGUGCUCAAUUUUACCUGCCAGCGACAAAAACAGUUGAAUGUAUUGAUCUUAAAAAGAAGUUGACCGAACGCUGCUCAAUGAAAUGCCCAGGUUUGUACAUAAUAAUAUUUAGAGCGCUGCACCAGAAUCGCAUGAGGGUCGCAGGUUCAAAUGCUGCUGAAGGACUUAACUUUAACUUAAUUAAGGUCCAUUUCCACUCAGGAAAAUUUUCCACAGAAAGAAAAUUGUGUAAAAUGUGAUGGCUGACACAAAUUUUGCGUUGCAAAAAUUUUGAAGUUGAAAAUUUUCAGCUUUUAACAAAAUACUUGCGAUAGAUGAACCAGGCGGAAAUCGUAAUCUUAGGAUAUAUAUUAAUGCCCAGCAUAAAACACGUAAAAGAGCCAUAAGAGAGCCAUCCUUCACGUGUGGUUGCUGUUCCGCAACGUAUUUGGGCCAAACGGUCCGUCACUUGCACUCACGAGUUUCUGAACAUUUGGGUGUUUCUCCUCUAACAGGCAGUAAAAGCAGCAAUCCGACCAUGUCUAGUAUCCUUUCCCAUUUUGAUAGCACUGGUCACUCCGCCUCUCUUAAUGAUUUUAAGAUUAUUUCUUGUUGCUCUUCUCCAGACGAACUCCUCAUUCGAGAAAGUCUUCUCAUUAACAAACUCAAACCCUCUCUCAACUUACAAGGCAGUUCGGUCCCUCUACCUCUACUCUGAUCCAUUCCUCUUUCUACUUUUGUAAUAUAAUAUCUUGUAAAUAGUUGUAAUUUAUUCAUAUUUCUGUGUUUUCCGCUUUGUAUGUCAUUGCUCUGAAGAUGUCUUAAGUUAAAGACGAAACGUUAGCUUUCAAAUAAAUAUUUUAAAUUAUAUUUUUGUUAUGGCUUUUUUACGUGUUUUACGCUGGGCAUUAAUAUUUAUCCUAAGCUUUUAACAAUGAUAUUUUCGGAAAAUUUUCUGUCCGUGGAUAUUUUUCUUGAGUCGAAAUGAGCCUUUAUAGUUGCAGUUUUAGUUUAUAUAGUUUUCGCUCGAUAUUCCAAAAACUCUUUAACACUUAUUUGGAAUUACACUCUUAAAUUUUCUUUUUCUUCAGUUUGUCAUGACGAGUUAUGUAGGAACGGAGGCAAAUGUCGAGAUGCUGAAUAUAUUUUCUCGUGUCGUUGUCCUGGUCAUGUCAAGGGCGUUCACUGUGAGACAAGUACGUUUCUCGUUGUGCAAGUUUAAAAUCCCUUUGAGUAAAUGACGCUGUGGUCCCUGUACGUUGUGAGAAACGUAGGAUGCAUGCAGUGUAUAGUUCGGUCUAGGUGCAUGUACCGAUUGAAUAAGGAGUACAAGAACUCAAGAUGACUCUUACUCUUGAACCUUUAUAACGGGAUGACGUCAUGACAGUGUUGAACUGGCAGAGCUAUCGAUAUCCAGUGUAAAUAGACUCAUUGCACUGACGCCACAAAUCCUUAGAGUGUCCUCCAGAUGCUCCCUAACAAUAUCUGUUCGGGUAAAACAACCACAUACAGCAUUUGCUUUGUUUACAAAAGUUAUAUUAUGCAUAGAUUGCUAAUUUCAGUAAUUUGUCCUCCAGAUGCAUCAUCAACGGCGCUGUGACGUCAUGUGCAAUGGGUCUAUAGAAUUAGUUUAGUUCUGGUUUCCUCCCAAGGUUACAUAAGGGAUGGGCCCUUCUGCACCUCUAGGGAAGCCAAUGUAGAACUGAUAGAGUUAUCCACUUUAAAAAAGGUUAGUUUAGUUUAGGUUUCCCCCUGUAGUAACACUGGAGCAAAAAAAGGUGUCGUCCUCACUGAACCUCGAUAGAAAACAGUGCAGGACUGAUAGAGCUAUCCAGUAUAAAUAUUAAUAAAGGUUGGUUUAGUUUAGUUCAGUGGUGGAUCCAGCAAAGUUUUUAUUUGGGGGGGGGGGGUGCUAACCAAUGGCGAAACGAGCACCAAAGGCGCAAGAUUUCUAGGGUGGUCCGGGGGCAUACUCCCCCGGAAAAUUUUUAAAAUUUGGGUCUCUGAAAUGGCAUUUCCAGCAUUCUGAGAAAACAUUCUGGAAAAUUUUUAGAUUCGCAAAACAUUUAAAAAUUCAAAAUAUUUAAUAUUGGCUAUUCCGCUAUUGUCAACUAGUGAUACGCAACUGAAUUCCUUAACAUAAGUUGGUUAGAAUUAGGAUAAACGUAAUUUUUGCACCCCCAUGCACCCCUGUUGACCAGAGCCUGGGGUGCGCCACCCUAAAUCCACCACUGGUUUGGUUUAGUUUAGUUUAGGUUUCCUCCUGAGGUAACAUUGGAGGAAUAAGAGAUAACCGUUUUGGACCUCUACAGGGGAAGAGUUUAGAACUGAUAGAGCUAUCCAGUACAAAUAAAGUUAGUAAAGUACUAAAAUUAUCUUUUGUCUGUCUAGGUCGAUGUUCGCAGCCUUGCCAAAACAAGGGUAUUUGUGCUGGAGAUGAUCUGUGCAGCUGUUCCUAUCCACACACUGGGUCCUUUUGCAACCGCGUAAGGCUAGGUAGUAAAUAUAACCCAGCAAGGAAUGCCAGUGAGAUACUGCAUGCUGGUGAUAGUCUGGGCAGUGGUAUGUACUGGAUCCAACCUGACGGUGAACCGCAGCCUGCUUUCACGUAUUGUGACAUGAAGUUUGAUGAUGGUGGAUGGAUGCUGUCAAGCUAUGGUUAUGUGGAGAUUGAUGGUGAUGAUCACAGGAAUAGACUGAUGUUAAAUAUGAACCAUCCUCAUGGUUAUCUGUGGUUGCCACAGCAACGGAGCUUCACACACGGAGUGAUAACAUUAAGCAAGGGAGCCACAUUACUUGCAAGGUAGAUAGACAACUCAAGGAUUACGAUUAAUAUUUCUGUAGCGGAAAUUUACAUGUGCGUGGAUAUGAUCAAAUGCGUUUUACAUCAAGUAUUAGGCUUACCUAAUUACUUAUUUAGCCUAGACUGUUUAUCUUGACAAUGGACGACUUGCGCUUUAGACUAAAUUUUAAUCUAAGUAAGAACAACGAAAUCUAUCACCACAACUAGAAAGAGCGUCUUGGAAUUAGUAAUAUUACAAAGUUUGGUUGCGAAAUGUUGUAAAAUACGGAAAAUAUAGCCCUUCAAAGUUGGCAAAUUUGUAUACUUUUGUAUUACGUGCGUGAAUUGGUAACUAAAUUAGUUACCAAUUUCCGCACGUAAUAGAAAUGUAUACAAAUUUGCCAACUUCGCAGGGCUAUAUUUUCCGUAUUUUACAACAUUUCGCAACCAAACUUUGCAGUUUUUCUAAUUUUGAUAACUUCUUUCCAAAAAUAUCCUUUGUUAUUCCCAGAUUAAAACUUUUUCUAAAGCGCAAGUCCAUUAUGAUAUUAAUAUCUUAACUGUGACAUGUGUUUAUCCUAACCCACCCUGUCAACUUUCCCUGUGCAUGAGAGGAAACCGGAAUUUUAGUUUUUAAUAAGCUUUCGUACAUUUAUACGAAGAGUUAAACAAAAAAAACCAACAAAAAAACAAACAACGUAGCAAGCUCCAAUCAAGGUUUAACUCCGAAAUUACAAAUUAAUUGGUCUAAAAGCAUAAAUACAUUUGUAAAAUUAGAAAUACAAACUUAGAUAAUAUAUAACCUUAACAACAUAUUGACAAACUAGACAUAUUAGACAUACUACAACAUUAAAGCACUGACUAGUCCAUGUUCUGAAUGUGUCCACAUCAAAUAUAUUUGACGUUUGUGUGAUGUUACUCUGAGUGUAUAUCCACACCGGGCAGGCUUGAAAAAUAUGCCUGUCCACGGUGGGAUUCGAACCUACGUCCUUUGGAAUACUAGCUGUUGGAAGAGCAUUGGGCAAGUAUUCCAAAGGUCGUAGGUUCGAAUCCCACCGUGGCCAGGCAUAUUUUUCAAGCCUGCCCGGUGUGGAUAUACACUCAGAGUAACAUCACACAAACAUCUUAUUCACCUGAGUACAUUACACCAACACCGCAGAUUUCAUGUAUAUUUGACAAUGUCCCCCAAUUUUUUUUUUUCAACGGAGCACCCGGAGAAAACCCACCGACUCUUUUCACAUGAGUUCCGGUAGCGAGAAUCGAAGCCACGAACUCGGAGGCGAAACGCGCUUGUUCCGAUCACUGCGCCAUUGAAACCCUAUUGAAAACGUUUAACUUAUUCAAAUAUUACACCCGUUUUCAAAAUUACGCGACCUCCCUGAAAAAUACUCCUACUUCAAAUGUCAGUUUUAUGUCACAAGAACUGCUAAAAAUAGCAAACGUGAACAAACUGUCUAAAGACAUUUUAAACCGUAUUUAAUACCAAAACUGAACAAAAAUGAGUCAGAUAACCUUAGAUAUACAAACUAAAGCACAAUACAAACCAUCACAACAUAAAUAUGUGCCGUGAAUGACUUUUAAAGUUUGAAAAAUUACAAUUUAUCCUGGAAUAUAGCUGUCAGUAUAAAACACGCGCGCUAGACUAUAACAGUGAUGUUAUGAUUUUGUCGUGCUUAAAUUUUACAAUAAUUCUCACUAAAAUAUCUUGAAAAUCAUUGUAGUCUGUUUAUAUAAAGCAUACAAAGCAUAUACAUCGACAAGGAACCGCAAAACUCAAAGUUUGAACUUCGUGAUCGAAUGACAUAAAACUGGCAUGUCAACUCUAGCAUUUUCGUCUUUGGUCGCAUAAUUUUGAAAACGGGUGUAAACAAAAUAUAUGGGUUUCGGUCAGCACAGAUCGUUGUAAAUAUUUCCUAAAAUAAUUGUUUCUCUCGUUGCAGGUCUGCUACAUACAUGAUAAUGGCUGCGGGUAAUAACCCACGCACGGGUGGUAUUGAUGAAUAUAAGUAUGUCUACAGAAUUAACCUGUGUAAUAUAACUCGGAAGAUCACAUUUGAUAACCAUAACGCAUACCAUGGUGCUUCGGGGUCACGUAAUAUACCACGCAUGCAUCUGCAAACUUUUACCGUAUAUGGUCUUAAGGGAGACUUGAAGAACUACACUCGCUUCUCAUUAGCUGAAUCGCUUGGCGUCACGUCACGUGAUUCGUUCCCAACAGGAUAUGGCUUUUACGAGAGGAAAGAGCAGUUUGGAUUUUUUGGCAACGGGCCGUUUUUUCCCAGCAUACACUCUGGCUCGGGUAGAGUUGACAGUUUCCGGUAUGGGAAGUGUCGCAGUUUUACCCCGAAUGUGGAGAAGACGUGCUAUAGGUUCAGUUAUAAAGGGUGGUAUACCGCUACAAGUGUGAACAACUAUGGACAAAUGUCGAUAUGGUUUAAAUAA
This is a messenger RNA of Paramuricea clavata, 6385 nucleotides long. The record is from the annotation of a GenBank genome assembly. NCBI's taxonomy places the organism in Eukaryota, Metazoa, Cnidaria, Anthozoa, Malacalcyonacea, Plexauridae.